Gadus morhua (Atlantic cod) is the source of this 1594-nucleotide messenger RNA. RefSeq lists its product as uncharacterized. Bases 248 to 1081 code for a protein of 277 amino acids. The record is from RefSeq and is a predicted model, not a curated record. The transcript is spliced from 6 exons. NCBI's taxonomy places the organism in Eukaryota, Metazoa, Chordata, Actinopteri, Gadiformes, Gadidae.
CAAGCGCGUCUGUCGUCGGUCAGAUUACAGGCGUGUGUAAAUCCUGGUAAAAUUACCAGGAUUUACUCUUGUAGUUAUAUUUAAUGCAUACAAUCUGCGAUGUACUCUUUUCUGUCCCCCGCCUAGACUAAAGAGUUUGUCUCAUUUGGCUUCCUCAAAAAUAACCCCCACGCCACUGUUCACCAUAAGAAAUCACCAUAGCGGACAUGAGCCUCAGAGAAGGCACCACCCUCCUUUGUUCUGUUUGAUGGAAAUGUUCUCCGGAGGACUUCUCCUGAUUUUAGUGAUGACGUCGUCUGCUGCCCAGGAAGUCAAGCAGAACCUGAUCUCCACUGUGGGAGGAGAGGUCACCAUACCUGUGCCUGUCAAGAGUCGUGGAUUUCUUUUGAAAAAAGGACGUGUUAUCGCUAGAGUGAAAGAUAGUGUGUUGGAGAUAGAAAAUUAUGAUUUCCUGAACCGAACUUCCUGGGACCGAGCCACUGGCCUGUUCACUCUAAGAAGACUGCAGAGCAAGGAUUCAGGGGAUUAUUCUGUUGAUCUUAUCGUGACUUUUGUAUCAUUCAAGCUGAGUGUUUAUGACGCCGUCCUGGAGCCCGGUGUCACCGUAACGUCUGUGAGCAGCGAGCGCUGCACCCUGCUGUGUGCUGUGGACCAACUGAGUGGAGGGACUCUCUCCUGGUAUCAAGGAGAGGUCCUGGUGAACCAGAGCAGCACCCAGCGCUCUCUCCCUCUGACCGUGGACAGGCUGGGUCUCCGGUCCUCCUACCGCUGUGUGUCUGCCAACCCUGCUGGUAACCUCACCCGGUCGGUCGACGCUAAGACGUCCUGCACAGUACAGCAGCGCACUGGUGAUGAAGAUGAAGAGGAGUCUAACAGGCUGGUCCGGAUUGUGAUUCCGAUCGUCUGUGGUGUUGCAUUCAUCCUAUUCGUAUCUGUCAUCAUAUUCUUUGUUGACAGACAUCUCCAAGCUUCAAUCCAACAGAAGGGUGGCGUUACACAGCAGGAGGAGUUUGAACACGGCAGCUGCAACACGUACGUCAGAUACAACCAGAUACAAGGCAAAGAGAACUUAAAGGAAUAAACGUUCUUGGAUCAAACCAUCGUAGCCGCCUCUCCUGGUGUGAGUAAAACAUUUGUUACCAAAAAUAUUUGGCAGGAUGACUCUGUUUGCAAUUAGUGUGCACCCCCCGGCACGAAUAUAACAACAGCACAAAUUUAGCAAUAUAGCACUUCAGUCUUUUGGACCCAAGUGAUCAAUGUGCUUCAGCCCAUAUGGACCCAUCUAAUGAAUCACCCUACAAUUAUAGUGAUCUCCCUGCAAGUUCAGUGAAUCACCCUACCAGUAGAGUAGGGUAAAUUUGAACAUUGGCUUCCUGUAGGAAGACCUUCCUGAGACCAAUCUAUUAUUUAUCCCCAGAGUAUACAAAAAACAUGGGAAAGCAGGAUUUAGUUAUGCAACAAAUAGCUGGAAUAAACUCCCUGAGGAUUUAAGACUUGCCCCAACUCUGACAACUUUUAAAACAAUACCGAAGACUUUAAUGUUUGCUUUAGCUUUCUGCUAAUCUUAAAUACAUUGCACUUUAAAAAAAAAAAU